Lucilia sericata (common green bottle fly) is the source of this 1096-nucleotide messenger RNA. RefSeq lists its product as uncharacterized. The record is from RefSeq and is a predicted model, not a curated record. NCBI's taxonomy places the organism in Eukaryota, Metazoa, Arthropoda, Insecta, Diptera, Calliphoridae.
AUGGAUCCUUUACAAUCCCCAGAUAAUGACCUCUCAACACCCACAGUUGUGACCAAUGAUAGGGGUGAAGUGCUUAUACAACUUGAGGGUAGUCAUACAACAUCUACGGAAACCGAAAGUCCAAAUCUUAAGGAAAGAAAAAUAGGAAUUAUAAAAGAAGUUUUAAUAAUAAAAGACGAGCUUAACAAGACUAAAAAAGAAGAUGACAACAAGGAUGAAUCGCAGCAGCACAAAAUUAUAGAGUUACCAGUUGAGAACCUGGAAAUAUCUCAACGUUUUCAACAAAUUAUGGAUGUUGAUAAUUUUACCAAAAAUUUGGAAAGUUUAGAUUAUCUUCAGCCAAACCUAUCACAAGUAAGCAGCAGUAACAAACCGCGCUCUGUAUCCACUAGCGUUAGCAGUGCUGAAGUAGUUGCGCGCCGGGAAUAUGAGGAAUUUUUAAAGCAGCAGGAAAUUGAGCUAACGAAACAGUGCUCAAGCAGAAAUGCUUGCAGUUUUGAUUACCAACCACAACGGGAAAAUACCUAUCAACCUUUAGUUGAGAAUAAACCAGAACAAAGCCCAUUGGUACCAGUAGUUGUUACUCGAGAGCCUUCUGUACCUCCCUUUAAUAUCAUUACUAUAGAAGCCAAUGCAACGCCAUCAUCAAUGGAUCUAAGACGUGCUCCCUUGUGUCAGCGAUUGUGGUCUGUAAUCGGAGAUUUCUGUACGGCCACCUUUUUAUGUUUACAGGUUAAUAGGGAUUGUAUAUUUUGUUUGGGUUUCUUUGCGGCAUUUGUUGUGAGCGCUUCUUUUUUGACAGCUUUCUUUUAUCAUACACUCAGUGUGAGUCCAUCGCUGUGGCAAACAUCAGGAAAUAUGAGGCUUUGAGAAGAAGAUGGAUUCAACUUUGGAUUUUAAACUUUGGAAAAAAUUAUUUUUGAAACUUUUGUAAAUAAACUAAAAAAAUCUUAUUUCUAAAUUAUUUUAUAGGAAUUGUCGACAACUUUAUUAUUAUAUAAAUGUUCUUUAGAAUUCAUUAUUAUUCUUAAAUAUUGUUUAAUUUUUUGUUGUCGACAUAAUUUUUGCUGUCUUUAAUUGUAUUACUUAAAUAAAA